AUGCUACUGUCGUCUGCCGUCGCGCUCGUCGGCGCCACUAUCGUCGCUGCGCAGGGCGUUGCGGACGCCGAUUUGUACGGCACCUGGUCAUCCAAAUCGAACAAAACGCUGACCGGGCCGGGAUUCUACAACCCGACGAACGACUCCAUGAUCGAGCCUGCCUUACCAGGCAUUUCCUACUCCUUCACCUCGGACGGUUUCUGGGAAGAGGCCUUAUAUCGUGCCAUCGCGAACCCCGCGGCACCCAACUGUCCCAAGGGAAUUAUGCAAUGGCAACACGGCACCUUCGAGAAGACUUCUGACGGCAAGCUACACCUAACGCCUUUCGGCGACGGAAGGCAGCUGCUUUCCGACCCUUGCAGAUACGACACAGGCGUGUACACGAAAUACACCCAAAACGAGACAUUCAAGCAAUACAGCAUCGUGACGGACAAAUACCACAAUGUCAAGAAAUUAACCCUCUACGGAUUCGACGGCACACCGGUCAUCCCCCUCUACCUCGCCUACACCCCUGCACAGAUGCUCCCGACGUCGAGCCUCGCCACUGGCGCUAAGGCAACGGCAGCAUCGAAAUCGAGCAAUAAGAUCAAGCGUGCAAACGAAGUCUUCACUCCGCUGAAGCGCAGGAUGUUAGGCCAGAAGCCGGACCACACGGACGCAGAUCGUUGGUGGUGGGUUGGCGUGGGCAUGACGGCGGCCGGAUCGAUUCUCUACUUUUGCUUCUGA
Messenger RNA from Lasiodiplodia theobromae, 726 nucleotides. RefSeq names its product Endoplasmic reticulum protein-folding chaperone. The coding region runs from base 1 to 726 and encodes 241 amino acids. NCBI's taxonomy places the organism in Eukaryota, Fungi, Ascomycota, Dothideomycetes, Botryosphaeriales, Botryosphaeriaceae. The transcript is spliced from 4 exons. Gene Ontology annotation, biological process: 'de novo' protein folding. The record is from RefSeq and is a predicted model, not a curated record. Gene Ontology annotation, cellular component: endoplasmic reticulum; endoplasmic reticulum membrane.